Messenger RNA from Ahaetulla prasina, 2900 nucleotides. RefSeq names its product mitochondrial calcium uniporter regulator 1 (gene MCUR1). The transcript is spliced from 9 exons. Gene Ontology annotation, biological process: calcium import into the mitochondrion; positive regulation of mitochondrial calcium ion concentration. Gene Ontology annotation, cellular component: mitochondrion; mitochondrial inner membrane. NCBI's taxonomy places the organism in Eukaryota, Metazoa, Chordata, Lepidosauria, Squamata, Colubridae. The record is from RefSeq and is a predicted model, not a curated record. Bases 176 to 1147 code for a protein of 323 amino acids.
CGCCUCUUGUGGAGGCGCAUGCGUCGUGCGCACCGAACCGGGACCCGUACACGCCGGAAUAGAGCAAAGUUGGCUUAACUGAGCGCUUUAUCUAGGGAGAGGCACCGGUCGACCUCCGGGCGCGAGGAGAGCAAAAGCAACGGCUCCGCGGCGUCGUGCAAAGCGAAGAGCAGGGAUGGUCAGAAGCCUGGCCGCUGCCGCCAUCGUGGGGAACGGGCCAAAAGGUUUUUUCCUCGUCCAGGGAGAGCCCGCCGUGUUUCUCGGCGUCGCGCGCUCCCCUUUUCCCGGCGGUUGCCUAGGAGAUCGGAAGCGGGCGAGUGGCCUCGCGGGGAGGGCUUUCGGGGCGCGCGCGCGGCCGGCGGCGGGAGCCAGCCCGGGCGGGCAGGCGUGUUCUGUGGCGCGCGCCCCCUCCUUGUCGCGUGCCGAAGGCUUCCCUUCGCCUGCGGUGGGGAUCCGCUUCCUCAGCCUGAACGCGAGUCGCUGCCGAGCGGUGGAAGGACGAGCUCUACAGUUUGAAAACAGCAAAAGUAGAUGUUCACCAUUGGGAAGUAGAACACUUUAUUUUGAUACCCAUUCCUUUGUAUGCCUCUUGGAAGAAAAUGGAUUCACCACUCAGCAAUCUGAGAUUAUUGUGUCUGCUAUAAUGAACAUUAUGAAAAGCAAUAUGGAUAUGAUACACAAAGACAUGGUCACCAAAAUGCAACAGGAAAUUGCUGUUCAGCAGAUAAUGUCUCACAUUGGUGUUGUAAAAAAGGAUAUGAUUAUUUUGGAAAAGAGUGAAUUUUCAGCACUUCGGGCAGAAAAUGAGAAAAUAAAACUUGAACUUCAGCAGCUAAAAAAGCAAGUAAUGGAUGAAACUUCCAAAGUAAGAACAGAUAGCAAGUUAGAUUUCAAUCUAGAAAAAAGCAGAGUAAAAGAAUUGUAUUCACUUAAUGAUAGAAAAGUAUUGAAAAUGAGAACAGAAAUAGUGGAACUGCAUGCCCAGCAGGAUCGAGCUUUAACACAGACUUAUAGAAAAAUAGAUACUGAAGUUGCAGGUCUGAAAACAAUGCUUGAAUCACACAAACUUGACAAUAUCAAAUAUUUAGCUGGUUCAGUAUUUACGUGCCUUACAGUAGCACUCGGAUUUUACCGUUUAUGGAUAUAAUGAAACAUUAUUUUCGAGGAUCAUUAGCUUGCUGUAAGAAAUAACAUGUUAUUUCCAUCUGAAAUAAUAAUUUUUUUCAGAGAGAGAGUACCAUUUUAUUUAUUUGUUGCACUGAAGAAUAUAAUCAAAGAAUUACAUAAGGGCUCCUGAAAAUUGUAUCGGAAUCAAAAUAUUGAAAGAAACCUUGCCUGUGUUAUGGGCAUCCAUAUUUUGCACCGAAUAUAUUCACUCAGAACUGAAUGUUUAUAUGUCUCCAGGAUAUUAUGAUCCUAAAAAGAUAGCUUUUAAAAUACCUACUACCUAUAUCAAAUGCAAGUUUUAAGUUAGAAGAUUAUUGGUAUUAUAACAACAGACAUUAAUACUAAGCGAGAGGGGAUAAAAUAAUUCAAUUGUCUUUAUUUAUCAUGUUCCUUCAGAGCUAGAAAUUCUUGAAUUAUGUCGUGGUUUACUUCCUUUGUAUUGAUAAACAGGAUUCUAAAGAUUUCUAGUUGCUGUAUUUAAUGGAUGUUUCCACUGUCAUCUGUUGUUAAUAAAUCUCCGUCCAACUAAAAAUGUGUUAUAAGCAACGGUUGUGAAAAGAUUGUGCUGAUAACAAAAUGUCAAAAGAACAGUAGACAAAAUCUUAACUGUUUUCUUAAUAUAAAAAUAAUGGAAGCAGAAGUUUAUUUUUUAAAGUUUUACUUCCAAUAUUUUUAUAUUAGGGAAACAGCUAGAGAAGCAAGACAUUUUUACUUUAUAAAAUAAUAAAAGACUACCAACACAAUCAUAAACCUUAUUUUUUUAAAAAAGGUUAAUCAGGUUUAUUCUUAGCCAGUGAUUACAAGAUUGUAGCCUAUUAAGAUUUUUCCAAUAUUUCCAGAAUAACAGUAAAUAUAAAUCAGUGACCACAUUUAUCUGCAGUUAAGCACUAUAAGAAGUUCUUAAAGAGAAAACUUUCCCAAGUAGAAAAUAGUAUUGGAAAUUGCAGCUAGAAGAUAACAAAUACCACAAAUACAUACCUGGAAAUAAAUUCUCAUGAAAUCAAAAAGUCAUUUUGCAGACUGGAAAAUUAUGUGUACCAGCUACGCCAAAAUUUAAACCAAGCGCAUAUAUCCAUAGGCACAUUUCUUCUAUGGAAAUGUGGAGGAGAAUGCUUGUUUUACAUAAGCAAUUGAUUGUUAAAUUUGGCAACAUAAAAGAAGUUGUUAUCACUUUUAUGAUGAAACAACAAAUUGAUAGUAACACUAUUAUUACCAAAGAAGAGAAAAAUGGCUAGGUUUUUUCAGGUCAAUGCCAAAAUAAUCCUGCAGCAAAAUACUUUUAGUUGUUCAUACUUAUAUAAUUAUUUCCCCUUCUUUUGUGACUUUUAAUUGUCAAUGACAAGCAAAAUUGCCAUUGAUUAUGAUCCAUUUAAUUAGCCUUUUAAGAAAGAUUAGACUUGAGACUUUAGGAAUUUCUUCUUAAAAUAAAGGUGACUUGAGUGGUUGCACUAUUUUUAUCAAUUUUAUAAAUAUAAAAUACUCAGAAGAAAUUGAUGAAUACAAUUUACUGAGUAAUACAAACUAUGAAAUAUCGUUUCAACAUAGUUGACCUUUUUUAUUACGCUAUAUGUGUAAUUACUUCUUUGUAAUAGCAGUUCCAAAGUCUCUUUACAUGUAAACUGUCACAAAUUAGUGGCAAAUAAUGUUUUAUAAAGAAAUUAAUUUACAAAUAAAUAGAUACCUUAGAUUACACUAAAUAAAAUAAUAAAAUACUCUGAAGUAGUUGUCAUUGC